Microsporum canis CBS 113480 is the source of this 666-nucleotide messenger RNA. RefSeq lists its product as uncharacterized. Bases 1 to 666 code for a protein of 221 amino acids. NCBI's taxonomy places the organism in Eukaryota, Fungi, Ascomycota, Eurotiomycetes, Onygenales, Arthrodermataceae. The record is from RefSeq and is a predicted model, not a curated record. The transcript has 3 exons.
AUGAUUUACGAGACCCGUGGUUGGGCAGCCGGAUGGAGAAUAUCUAUCCUUUUCUCUACCUGGAACAAGGGGGCUAAAUGGCGGGAGUGGGAAAAAGGGACGAGACGAUCUGAAGAGAUUUCUAGCCCCGGAAAGACGGGCGAAGACGAGGACGAAGAAGAAGCGGGAGAAGGUCGAAGGUCGAAAGCAGGACGAGCGGACACAGGAGGAGGAGAGCGAGUCGAGGGACGCUGUUUCAGAAACCUGUCCAAGGGGAGGCGAAUAAAAAGAAAAAAGGGUGACAUUAUAUUCUUCUUUCUCGUAUCCAACUGUUACUGGGUGCGCCUAAGGGACAGAGCGCUGGCAUGGCGGACAUUGUUAUCGCCUGCAUUGGACGUCUACGAUGAAACACGAACACGCAAGAGACACGGAACAGUCAAAAGGAACGAGAGAGAAGAGAAGAAAGAGGCUUACGCAGUGACUCUUGUGUUGAUCUCGGACGUUCCCGUCUUUGCACAUGGGAAACUGAUAUAUCACCGUCUGAGGGUCGUCGCUGUGCUGGCAAAUGUCGCCGAUAUCGUCUUUCGCCCUUUGAGGAGGCAGUUUUUUACGGAGUACUCCGUCCUCUUUGCAGAUAUGGAUACUCUGUCCAUACAGGCAGAGAUGCAACGACAGUGGAUGCUUUAA